CGGCGGACAAAUCAAAAAUUGUAAACAUUGCUGACCGGUCGUUGAGUUUCGUUUGCAUGGAAGUGAAUUCCGUCAAUUCCAAAAUGUCGCUUAAAAUCACCGAAGAAUGGGUAAAAGAACGAAUAAAAAUGGACCAUGAUAAGCUAGAGGAUGUAAGAUCUCUCGCCCUUCCUGGUUCAUAUCAUGAAAAAAUCGCAAGUUUGUCGACUUCCCUGAGUAACUUCUCGAGAUUGCAACAACUUGAUGUAUCAAGGAAUGCUAUCAGUUCACUAGAUGGUCUCUCACAUCUCAAAUAUCUCGAGACAUUAAACCUUUACUACAACCAAAUACCAGAUCUUAAAGAAGUUUUUAAACUCCGUAAAAAUCAAAGUCUUAAAAACGUAGAUCUGCGUUUGAAUCCUGUCACAAAGACGGAGCCAGAUUACAGAUUAUUUGUUGUUCAUAUGUUGCCAUUACUAAGGACUCUGGAUGACCGACCAGUGCGAGAAAGUGAAAGGAAGGCAGCUUUGAUGCAUUUCUCAAAUGAACAGGCAGCAGAAAUGGAAGACAAGGACUCAGCAGCGGAAAACCUUGAAACAAAACCCAGCGCUGAACCACGGAUUUCAACGCAGCCCAGAGCAGAAUACGUAAAGAAUAUGAUCAAGAAACCAACUUUUGUGACUGAGGAUGACACUUGCCUUGAUGUGAUUGAUCUAAUGAACAGGAAUGGGGGGGAUAUAAGAAAUGAAAGAGCGCCAACCGGUGGUGUAUUAUCAGAACCAGAGACAGAAGAUCAUACCCAUGAAGGACUUGUAAAAUUAACAGAAAAAGACGAUCUCAGGAGUAGGAGACAACGGAUCAAAUCACAUGAAGAAAUGAACGGUUUCCUGAGUGAAAAUGAUAUGAACGGGAUAGAAAGAAGAGGAGAGAUGAACUACAAACCUAGGCUGCUGUCUGGUUCCAGUUCAUCGCUUUCCAGUAAGAAAUCUGCUCCGAUACGCAUGGAUGAAUACAGAUAUACACCAGAUGAUGAAGCAUACACCAAGUUUAGGAGUGUUGCAAACUUCACUAGACAUCCAGGCACAGAUGCCCCACCCCCUACUGUUGGUCCAAGAGUUUCAGAAUCUAGUCUGAAGUCGGGGGAGUAGCGAUCGGAUAUCAAGUGCAACACCAGACAGUCUGGGGGAUGAAUACACAAGUUUACCAACAGUAAAAAGACUAAGUUUCGGGGAAACAAACCCAAGCAAACAAGCAGAAUCAACACAUUUACCAAGGAGUUCUGUCCAAGCUAAAUUCCUGGAAGAAUUCUUAGAUCUUGUUGAUAAGUAUUGGAACGGAUCUAGGUCAUUGCACUACCAUAAGAAAUUUAAAUCACUUAUAGAGAAGCCUCUGGCAAGGUAUGAGGAAGGACUGACAUCAACAAAAGACAUUCAAUUUCGAGCCCUGCAGGAUAAAAUCGCAACCUUGACAACAGAAAAUAGAAUCUCCAUACUAAGUUGCAUUCGGCAUCGAA
Styela clava is the source of this 1492-nucleotide messenger RNA. NCBI's taxonomy places the organism in Eukaryota, Metazoa, Chordata, Ascidiacea, Stolidobranchia, Styelidae. The record is from RefSeq and is a predicted model, not a curated record.